GUGCAUCCAAACCAAAUGAAAAAAAUGCUAAUGAUCUCGAAACCCACCCUUCUUUCUUUGUCGUCGGAGGCAAACUGUUUGAGUUUUGAGCGAGCCUUGACAAUCGCAAAGCCAAGCCAGUAUGUAGAUAAUUACAGCCUUUAAACUUGCACGGUCCCUAGUAAGGGCGAAAACCCAUUGAAAUUAAGCACCAACCAAAAAUUUAGAGAUGCAUCGAAUUUGCCAAGAAACAUUUGGGCUAUCAACGUUUGAGCAGGCAAAUUAUUGAAAACAUUUCAAAGUAAACAACAAGGAAAUAUACCAAGCAUGACAAGUACAGCAGCCUGGACCACUGAAACGACAGAGAAAAUCAAAUUUACCAAACUGUGCAGGCUUCUUUAUGAUGGAGGAACAAAAGCUUUAAGGUCAGUUUUUGAUGUUCAAUGUCCACCUCCAUCUUUGGUAGCAUCACUCAAUUCUAAUAAAUCCACAUUAUUGACACUCAAGAAGCCAAGGGGAAAAGUACUCAAUGAUGAUCAGUGGGAUAAACUCUAUCCUCCUCCAGGUGGUGCAAGUCCUAAAUCGGAAGACUUUGACAUUACUCUGCUGUUUGUUCUUCUGAGGAAUAUUUGUCCUAGACUCGCUGCACCACUUACAGGAUGGGAUGAACCACCGAAUACAGCAGAUAAUAGUCUUGGAGCAAACCUCGUCAGGAUAAAGGUCUACAGGAACAAGGUCAUUGCUCACAGCUCCAGUGCAGAUAUUGAGGAAACUCAAUUUACAAAAUACUGGGAUGAGACUUCAAAUGCUCUAGUGUCGCUUGGACUCAAGAAAGACGACAUUGAUAAACUUAAGUCGUCUCCUCUAGGAGAAGAAGAUUAUAAUCGACUACUAAAAGAAUGGGCCAAGGCAGAUGAAGACAUCAAAUCUCAACUGGAAUCAAUCAAGUCCGACACAGCUGCGAUAAAACGCACUCUUGAAGAAAUUAGCAAUGAGAAAGAGAUAAAAGUUAGGAGAGAUAGUCCAAUUAAUAAGCUAGUCUUCUCUGACUUCAGUAGUGUAGUUAAAAAAUUAGUGGGGUCUUAUCAUCCUAAUACACGACAGUGGAUCUUUGAGGAAGUCAGGUCUUACCUCGAAAGAGAGAGCUCUAAAUCUAUAAUGGUAGUUAUUGAAGCGGGACCAGGAAUGGGUAAAUCUGUUGUGGCUGCAAAAAUAUGUGACAUGUACAAAAAAUCAGAAGGUCAACGAAUCGUCAAAGGAGCAUGUUAUUUUUUUAAGCACAACAAUGCAUUACGAAAUGAUCCAAGCAAAAUGCUGCAGUCCAUUGCAAGGCAGCUUUGUGUGUCAGUCCCUGGUUAUGAAGAUGCUUUAGAAAGAAACAUCCAACCAACUGCAGACAAAAUCCCCCAGCUGGGAUGCAGAGAACUGUUUACUUUGCUUUUAGAAGAGCCCUGUUCCAAGGUUAAUUCAGAGGAUACUGUAGUUGUUGUGAUUGAUGCCCUUGACGAAUGCAAUAACAUGAAGAAUGAAUUGUGUAAGGCGUUGGUCGAGGGAAUACCACAUUUACCAUCAUGGAUAAGAUUUGUCAUUACGACAAGACCACCUCCUAGUAUUUCGUCUUUUCGGACAAAUUCUCACAUCUACAUCAAACCAGAAGAUGCCAACAAUAAAAAAGAUCUUAAAGGUUUCAUCGAGGACAAGCUGAAAGAUCUGAAGCAAGAUUCUUCUACUGUGACUGCAGACCAUAUCAAGCAUCUUGUUGAUACGACAGAAG
Molecule: messenger RNA, 1753 nt
Organism: Exaiptasia diaphana
Lineage: Eukaryota; Metazoa; Cnidaria; Anthozoa; Actiniaria; Aiptasiidae
Exons: 3
Source: RefSeq, a predicted model, not a curated record